AGCUCCCCGCCCCCUCCCUCCACUUCUCAGACAUGCUAUUAGUUGAUGUAGAAUUGCAGAGAAACUACGCGCAGGCAAUGGCUACGUGCCUUUGGGCACUGACUUAAUUCAGAGAUUUUGGAACUAAAAUAGCUGCCAACCGCACCACGUCCAAUCAGCAGCAGCGCCGCUUAUCUCUUGGGUCCUCACUAGCCCUCCCGUGGGCCCGCGUGGGCCUGCUUCCCCGCGUUCCAGGGGAAGCCGUGACCCAUGCUGGGCCCGAUUUCGCCCCUUCUUCAGCCCAUUUCCUGUCAAUGUCAAGGUGCGUCAUGUCCAUCACUUCUUCAUCCAUUAUCACAUGCUACUCCGCCCACGUGGUUCGACUACUAUUUCCGGCCUCUAGGAAUCAUGAGAUGUCCUGCCGAAUCCAAAGCCAACCCCGGGUCCUCGAAGGCAUUGGAACGAGGCAGCCAGAGGACGAGGACUGGUUGCUGGGCAUGCCGUGGCCGAGGUGUGAAAUGUGAUGAGGCGAGGCCAACAUGCCAGAAAUGCACCAAGCGUGGCCUGUCUUGCCAGUACGGGAUCCGCCUGCAGUGGGUGGAGGACUCUGUUGCUCGAGGCAUCUGCCACGGGCGGGAAGGCGUGUGGUCAGGAACUCACUCCAAGACAGAGGCAGCACCUGCAGAACGACAAAGCCAGAGUCAGCAUGCUGACAAGAGCCGGACUCCUGUCAAGACCUUGUCAACAUCAUUGUGUUCCCGGCCUUCCCAACCAGUCACCUUCUUCCUCAACACCAGCACGAGACAUAUCUCCAAGUUUCUCGUCAAUGAGUAUUCCGACUGCGACGCGAAUGGUGUCGAUGUGCCGGCUGCGGAAGGCUCGGAAGCCCACAAGGACAAUAAUUUCUCGCCAGAAGAGCUUUUCAACUACCCAUGCGUUGCACAUUCACCAGACCGAGCAUUGCGACACAGAAUAUCUACCUCGCAACGCAAGAAAACUUGGCCAAACAUGACGCCAGCUGCGCCACUGAAUUUGACUGGGCUGGCUCAUCCUGUCGACGAGAUGGACUGCCACAUACUACAGUACUACAAUCAAGUCGUAUGCGCGAAAGCUAGCCUGGUGGACGACGAGCAUCACAACCAUUUCCGUUAUGUCUUUAUGCCGAUGACGGCCUUUUCGGAGAGCACCUUGUCUGCAGUCCUGAGUGUAGCCGCGACAAAACUCUCCCUCACCGAUCCAAGAUAUCGUCGAAAGGCUCUCCUUCACCGACAACGAGUGCUAGCCGGCCUGGGGCAGCUCUUGCAGUCUAUAUUCGAGGACUCAACGAGAUGGCUUGAGGCACUGGCAUGCACGAUGAUCCUCUGCUGGUGUGAUAUUGCUGAUUACUGUCGUCCUACAUGGAUCAGCCACCUAAAAGGUGUUGCUGGCAUACUCGAUGCCAGAUCUGACUAUGAUACACGCGACGGGUAUGCCUCACGACUGAUACAAUUUUGUCGGCAGUAUCUAGUCUAUCAUCUUGUCAUGGCCAAGGCAACAUUCAGAAUCGACAAAUUCAUAUCCAACUCCGAUCGCACAUUGUCCAAACACCUCCUUGCCGACUCCUGGCCACGAGAAGUCGAUACUCGAUGUCAAUCGUCGAGCACUAAUAGCGAUGCAUUGAGCAUGGACGAGGAAAACAUAUUGAUGCAAUUGUUCUCAGGGUAUGAAGUCGACGCUCUUACCGAUUCAGUUGCUGCUGAGGACAUUAUAUCACACGACGACACCGCGGCAUCGGACUAUAUUGAGUGCUUCCAAGGCUUCAGCAACUCUCUUCUUCUCCUCAUCAACGAGAUUUGUGAUCUCUCAAAUGGCUCUGAAUCCAGGGAGAUGGAUCAUGUCGCGAGUAUUGUUGAAAGAAUACGCAGCAAUCUUGAGUCUCUGAUACAGCUGGCUCCUGGUCAGAGUUACGACGCAUACCUAGCACAGGCCAACAAUGAGAGCUUCCACGGAAAGGGGAGCCUUGAUAGCCGGUUGGAGGUCAUCCUGGCCACGGCAGAAGCGAACAGGCUCGCCGCACUGUUGCUUCUCGAAGAUACAUGCGCUCUCCGCUUUCCAGAGUUGAAAUCGCCAGGUACCACAAGCCGAGAAGAGUACAUUGAGAAAAUCAUCUCCACAGUUGAGAUGAUCUGCGACAAGGAACAAGUAACAGCAGCACUACCUAUCUGGCCUAUAUUCAUAGCUGGCUGCUCCAUCGUCUCCGAGGAGGGUCGGUUGCGGGUGUUGAGCAUCCUGGAGAAAUUCCAGGUUCCGCGGGUUUUCGGGAGCAUUCCACCGGCCUGUGCCGUGAUCGAGCAUGUCUGGCGUUGCCACGAUCUAAAACAAGACGAGAACCCACGGAGCAGCAGUGCAAACCUCUCAAACCCUUCCAUGAUUCAACCUCCAAAACUUCCGGGCCGUAAACGGAGGCAGAAACGACAUCAAGCAGAGCCAGUUAAGGCUUGCACCGUGGAAUCGUAUCCUUGGGAACGGCCAAUGUUUAUGCUUGGUGGCUUUCUUCUUAGCUUGACCUAAAGCAUCACGACGAAAUGUUAGUUACGAUAACCAGAAAACUAUAGAUUUGGGCAUUUGCAAAGCAUGUAGGGCGCAGGAGCUUUUGUUUGAAUAGCAAUAGCGGGUAGCCAGGAAUAACCGUAGGCAGUAUUUGUAUCAUGCAAAAGAAAGACUAUUUGCCAAUGAGGUUCUUGCGCCUGAGUCCUGGUUUCCAGUUGAACAAGAUAGAUUCCAGAAAGAAAUCAACCCAACCGUACUAUGCAUGAGCGUGUUAUUCUAAUUGCUACUCUUCCAAGCUCG
Microdochium trichocladiopsis is the source of this 2808-nucleotide messenger RNA. RefSeq names its product fungal-specific transcription factor domain-containing protein. Gene Ontology annotation, cellular component: nucleus. The transcript is spliced from 4 exons. Gene Ontology annotation, molecular function: zinc ion binding; DNA-binding transcription factor activity, RNA polymerase II-specific; transcription cis-regulatory region binding. Gene Ontology annotation, biological process: positive regulation of transcription by RNA polymerase II. The record is from RefSeq and is a predicted model, not a curated record. Bases 250 to 2529 code for a protein of 759 amino acids. NCBI's taxonomy places the organism in Eukaryota, Fungi, Ascomycota, Sordariomycetes, Xylariales, Microdochiaceae.